Messenger RNA from Racocetra fulgida, 1476 nucleotides. The record is from the annotation of a GenBank genome assembly. Lineage: Eukaryota; Fungi; Glomeromycota; Glomeromycetes; Diversisporales; Gigasporaceae.
AUGGCUUAUGAUACGAAAACCGACGAAUUAAUUGAAUGUUUAGGAUCUUCAAUUAACAAUUUUCUUCCGGGUUUUGAUCUUGAAAUUCGUGAAAACGUUAGAGUUGCUGCUCAAACCGUUUUACGAAGGAAUAUAAUGACGAUAAUAUUAGAAAUAUGGGGUAACAAUAAGCAGACUGAUCUUGAACCAAUAAACAUUCAACCAACGAUUACGCGUCCGAAUACUCUAAAUAAUCCACAAUUCGGAAUACAUCAAUUACACAAUCAAGCAAGUUCUUCACCUUCAACUUCUUAUUCUUCGAAACUUCAAACUGAUUCUCCCCAAUCUCAUGCAUCAGCUGCACAAAUUCAGCCGUUGACCACACGAGUUCAACUUUCUCCUUCAUCUUCAAAUUCUCCUCAAAAGCUCGUACAACCAGUAAUCAGUCAAUCAACACCAUCUCCGACAUUGUCGCAGCAAAGCUUUCAACAACAAAGCCCUUCUUUGCCUUCACGACAGCAAUUAACACCUUUAAAUCAAAAUAAUGGUGCUUUAUAUAGCCGACCAUUGAACCAAUCAGGUAGCACUUCAAAUAAUGACCAGCUAAAUUCUAGACGCGCAUCUGUAAAAUACGAUUCCCUACCAAUGCAAAGUAAUCCAUUAGUUCAGCCAACGCAACAAGACUUGCCUGUUACAGUAUCGAGACAACAACAAAUACCUCUGACGUCGGCAUUAAAAUCAUCCGAUCAACGAAAUACUCUCGAUAAUUCUAAAAAGAUACGGAUGUGGUCAUAUUUAACUUCGUUGCAAAGCUUUGAGAAAGCUAUUCAAAAUAAUAGCAUUGAUGAAGCUCUUGAAAACCUAAAAAAUAUUUUCGAAACAUUCUUGAAGAAUGUAGAUCUUGGAUUUCCUAAUUCACCUCAUGUUAAGGAAUUGCCCGAAAAGUUAGCAAAACCUUUAUGUAAUUCAAUUAACUUUGACGAACUAAAAGGCUGUUAUGAUCUGACUAGUCGAUUACUUAAAAUUGAACCCUCUGGAAAAAAUCUUUUCAAUCUAUUGCUUUCAUGGAUAUUUCAGUGGAGAGCCGAAUCAAAUGAUAAUAAUUCUAAUAAAUAUAAGGCAUUUGAAUUGCUAAGGCUGAUAGUUAAUUGCGCUGAACAGUCAGAUGGAAGCAAAGAAAUUCAUGUCAAAGCACGAUCUAAACUAAUGUCGAGUGUGUUGCUCGAUACAAUGGGUAGCAUUAACACUAACUUGCCAGAAGCUAUCGAGUUGUAUACCACUUACCUAAAAUUUGAAAUAACACGUGAAAAGUCAUUGUCCGAGAUUGAAGAAGAAUUUAAACAAGAAUUUCAACAUAGAUGGUUUGAAGAUCUGACUGAAAACGAAAAUAAUGUAUUUUUAUCCAUGGUCCCACAAUUGCUUAAGUGCUGGCCAGAUAUUUUCGUUGGAGUUCCACGGUUCAUUUACAUGAUUGUGAGCGGAGUAAAUCCUGCAAUA